Molecule: messenger RNA, 357 nt
Organism: Aspergillus tanneri
Lineage: Eukaryota; Fungi; Ascomycota; Eurotiomycetes; Eurotiales; Aspergillaceae
Exons: 2
Coding region: 1-357 (118 amino acids)
Source: RefSeq, a predicted model, not a curated record
AUGAAGGCAUUUUAUCUACAGGACUAUACAUUCGACAACUCGUUCCCGGAGAAACAUAUGUCUUUGGGGGUGGGUGCAUUCUAUGCCUACCUACCAUCUGGUGUUGGAGCAAAGGGAUGGGCACCCGAAAGUAAUAACCUACCAAUGUGGAUUGACGUUGAUUGUAGCUAUGAAACUCAAAAAUCAAAGGAUGAACACGCAGUGCAGAUUUAUAAGCGGUUACAAAACUGGGCACAGAGGCUCGAGGACGGCGAUUGGGAAGUAGGGGAUGAUGGUGUACUUGGUGGACCGGAAAACUUCACAGAGGGUGACACCAAAGACCACUGGCACAAAUACCGGAUAACUCCACAGUGGUAA